UCCAAAUCGGAACCUGGCAACACUGAAGCAACAUUACUUGGCAUUUUGAUUGGGCAAAAAUAAAAAAGUCGGCAAUAAUUGUGGUAAUAGAAAAUUAAGAGUUCAAAAAAAUGACCAACACAACGGAUAUUGGUGCCCACGACGUGGAGAUGGAGGUGGACCCCGCCGCGGAGACUUUAGCGGACGAGAAGAAGAACCAAGAUGUGGCUACCGUGCAGGAGAUCCGCGAGCAGAUUCGUCAGAUUGAGAAAGGAGUCGCCUCUAAGGAGUCGCGAUUUAUUCUACGCGUACUGCGCAACUUGCCCAACACUCGCCGCAAACUCAACGGAGUGGUGUUCCGAAAUUUGGCCCAGAGCAUUUACCCGCCAGGAGCGGAUCGUGAGGCCGCUGUAGCUUUAAUGCCCGCCGUUGAGAAGGACGCCACGGAACUUCCUGAUCUAGCCAAAAAGCAGGUUGCCUCGAAGGCACCUAUUGCCGAGGUGGACGCCUAUUUCUACCUUCUUUUGUUGGUCAAGCUCAUCGAUGCGAACGACCUUAACCGCGCUGGGACUUGUGCCGACGCCUUGAUGGCUAAGAUUUCAGUCCAGAACCGUCGCACCCUGGAUCUGAUUGGCGCCAAGUCCUACUUCUACUUUUCGCGCGUUGCCGAGCUGAAGGACUCUCUUGAAGGAAUUCGAGCCUUCUUGCACGCCCGCCUUCGCACUGCUACACUGCGUAACGAUUUCGAGGGCCAGGCAGUGCUGAUUAAUUGUCUGCUUCGCAACUACCUCCACUAUGCUUUGUACGAUCAAGCCGACAAGCUGGUAAAGAAGUCUGUCUACCCAGAGUCGGCCAGUAACAACGAGUGGGCUCGAUUCCUUUACUACUUGGGCCGCAUAAAGGCCGCCAAGCUGGAGUACAGUGACGCUCACAAGCAUUUAGUCCAGGCCCUGCGCAAGUCUCCGCAGCACGCUGCCAUCGGUUUCCGCCAGACUGUGCAAAAGCUGAUCAUUGUAGUGGAGCUGCUUCUGGGAAACAUUCCGGAGCGAGUGGUGUUUCGGCAGGCGGGCUUGCGCCAGUCUCUCGGAGCCUACUUCCAGCUGACACAGGCUGUGCGCCUGGGUAACCUGAAGCGGUUCGGCGACGUAGUAGCCCAGUACGGACCCAAGUUCCAGCUUGACCACACUUUCACCCUGAUCAUUCGGCUGCGCCACAAUGUCAUUAAGACAGCCAUUCGCUCCAUCGGACUGUCUUACUCCCGCAUAUCGCCGCAGGACAUUGCCAAGCGAUUGAUGCUGGACUCGGCCGAGGACGCUGAAUUUAUCGUCUCCAAGGCCAUUCGUGAUGGAGUGAUCGAAGCUACUCUGGAUCCGGCCCAGAACUUUAUGCGUAGCAAGGAGAGCACUGAUAUAUACAGUACCAGGGAACCGCAGCUGGCCUUCCACGAGCGCAUCUCCUUCUGCCUGAACCUGCACAACCAGAGCGUUAAGGCCAUGCGCUAUCCACCAAAGUCCUACGGAAAGGAUCUGGAAAGCGCCGAGGAGAGGCGGGAGCGCGAGCAGCAGGACCUUGAGCUGGCCAAGGAGAUGGCAGAGGAUGAUGAGGACGGAUUCUAAGCAGCUGCAACAGCAAAUUAAUCUUGUAUUCUCUUUUCAUAAAAUCGUAAUCCGCAAUUAAAUAAGUAACAAAAUUUAAAA
Messenger RNA from Drosophila bipectinata, 1676 nucleotides. RefSeq names its product regulatory particle non-ATPase 3 (gene Rpn3). NCBI's taxonomy places the organism in Eukaryota, Metazoa, Arthropoda, Insecta, Diptera, Drosophilidae. Gene Ontology annotation, biological process: regulation of protein catabolic process; ubiquitin-dependent protein catabolic process. Gene Ontology annotation, molecular function: enzyme regulator activity. The record is from RefSeq and is a predicted model, not a curated record. Gene Ontology annotation, cellular component: proteasome regulatory particle, lid subcomplex; proteasome complex.